Molecule: messenger RNA, 483 nt
Organism: Diospyros lotus (date-plum)
Lineage: Eukaryota; Viridiplantae; Streptophyta; Magnoliopsida; Ericales; Ebenaceae
Exons: 1
Coding region: 32-388 (118 amino acids)
Source: RefSeq, a predicted model, not a curated record
GCUAAUCUGCUAAAGAUCCUGAAGAAUCAUCAUGUCUGUUUCCAUUGAAGCUCUAGCAAUGGCAGGUGCUAAUUACCUUGAUUAUGGCAUGGACAUUAAAGAAUGGGAACGCCUGGCCUCGCAGCUUCCUCCCCAUCUAUUUCUUGAAGAAGACGACGACGACGUAGGUAUGGAGAGGAAGAAUAAUAGCUCUCCAUCUGCAGAAACUUGUUCCUCAAAUGAUCAUGACGCUGACGAAGAAGAAGAAGAAGCAAGCGCAGCAGGCUAUCCGAAAUGUUUGAGGUCGAUGGUGUGGUUAACAACGAGCUGCCGUGGGCACGUUGUUGAUGAACAUGAGGAUGGAAAUCGAGAGAAGACCCUAAACUUUCAGCAAUUGUUGCCAGCAUGAUCAAAUAUAGGAAACUAAUUUUGUGUUUUCUUUUUCUUUUCUUUUUCAUUUGUUUCAUUCAUCCCUCAAUGUUUUAAUUGAUCCCGAGUUGAAGA